Doryrhamphus excisus (bluestripe pipefish) is the source of this 3022-nucleotide messenger RNA. It is a transcript of the gene znf346, whose product is annotated as zinc finger protein 346. The record is from RefSeq and is a predicted model, not a curated record. NCBI's taxonomy places the organism in Eukaryota, Metazoa, Chordata, Actinopteri, Syngnathiformes, Syngnathidae. Gene Ontology annotation, molecular function: nucleic acid binding; zinc ion binding.
UCACUGUAGUAUCAAUAGAGAUCUGUUGAAAAUUACCAAUGCACGAAACUGCUAACAGCGAGCUGUGUAAAAACGUCCGCCAGAGGUGACGCAUGCGCACGAGAGAGAAACCGUUGUGAUACGAAGUUAUGGCCUUCGCCAUGCAGACUGAAAAUUUUCCUUGCGUUCCAUCCGGGCUGGACCAAGUGAAUAAGAUGAUCAAGGAGCAUGGUGACCUCUUUACCGACAGCCUGUGCAACAUCUGCAAUGCUGUCCUAAAUUCAGAGUCCCAGAAGUUGGCUCAUUAUCAGAGUAAAAAACACGGCAACAAGGUGAGGCGCUAUCUUUUAGACCAAAAUAAGAGCGGUCCAGAGUUGAAAAAGUUCAAGUCUUCAUCAUCUGACACGGUGGAAACUGACACAUCUGACCCCAUGAAGAUCUGUGACAUUUGCAAGAUGACCUUCACGUCUUCCGUUAUAGCCCAGUCUCACUACCAGGGCAAAGUUCACGCCAAGAAUCUGAGACACCAAACUGUGGAUCCUCUGUCUCAAGCCCAAGCGGCUGUACCAGCACAGCCCAAAAAGAAAGCAGAAACGGCAACACAAGAUCCCGGCACAGACAGCGUGGACGACAAACACCCGGACCGUUUUUGCUCCAUCUGCCAGGCCUCCUUCAACAACGCACAGAUGGCCCAGCAGCACUACGUGGGCAAGAAGCACAAGAAGCACAUGGCGAAGCUCAACCUGUUGAAGCUGUACGGCAAGCCCACCACGCCAGCUGCCGCAGGGCAAGGUCUGCUAUGCACCAUCUGCAACAUUGAGGUGAACUCUGUGGAUCAGUACCAGUCUCACAUCAGCGGGGCCAAACAUAAGAACCAAAUGAAAAAAUCUGGCCUGGAGCCAUCGGAGAACCUGCACAUGGCCCAACAGUCACCUGGUAACAAAAACAAGUCAACAGAUAGCGGCGACCACUCUGAAACUAUUGAGACCACGGCUGAAACGGGCGACAACCAGUCUGGAAGCGGCAACGGCGAUUACGAGUUUGGAACAGCAAGCCAACAGUUUGGGAACCCUUCCGCAUUGGGAGAGGACGAGUUUGUGACUGAGGGCAGCCUGUUUGGGUCGGGAGAUGACCAGUUUGUCUCCUUAGACAGCUAGUCCGGCCCUCAGGAGGAUGCUUAUUUAAGGGGAUACUAACACCCAUGAGACAGGAUCCAGCGAGCGACUUGAGUGGGAGGAUUCAGUCAGGACUCGGGACAGAAACCCCACAAACAACUAAGUUUCAUCGGACCUUUGCAUCCAUACAGAAUCAUGCUAGUAGGUUCCCCCCCUCCGAAAAAGCAGCUUUGGACUCUGGAAGGUUUCUUUCCUAAGGAGCCUCAACUUCAAUAUGAAAUAUCUUAGUUUUUUUUUUAAUCUAAAUUAUUUUUUAUAGAAUGUAAAACCUUUUUUUUUUUGGCUCCAAAGUCGCACUCUUGUGUUUGAGCAUUCGAUGAUUACCAGUGUAAAAACCCAAAUCUGCUUAAUGCUCGGCAUGAGUUGUUCCCUAACGUACAAGUGAGUUUCAAGGUCACGUGAUCCCACAUCCAUUUGACUUUACAAUAUUUCUCGAAACACAGCCCGUUCAGUUUGUACGUCUUUAUUACACAACUUUUCCCGCUUUUCCACUGCACGGUGCCGCCUCGUCCUUACUCACUUUUGGUCGUUCGGUUUUUCACUUCUGAAUUCCUCUAUUGGUAAGAUGGGCAAGAGGGUGCAUUUUAUUCAAGAGGAGACUGAGGGCUUUUGCAAUGUAGAGCAUUAGUUUGGCUAUUGUGAUGACUUUGUGUUUUUAUUCAAAAUAGUACAGCAGGGAACUGUAUUGACUGCAUCAUUUGUGAUAAGACUUUGAACUGCAUUUUGUUCAAGGAGACUGAGGACAGUAUAUUUGUAUUACUUUUAUUAAUGCUACUUUCCAGCGCACGGGUCCAGCUCAGUGCUUCUUUUUUCCGUAAGGACAUAUUGUAUCUUUGUGUAAGGAGACAUGUUAUUUAAGAGCAGAGUGAGGGCAGAUAGACUUUAUUACAUAUACAUUCAUAUUUACAUACUCUGCACUACUCUUGAGUCCCUCGGUUUUUCACUUGAAAAUAGCACCGUGAAACACCACUGAAUAUGCCAUUGGAGACACAGAUAAAGGGGGCAUGUGUUCACUCCUUGGGAUAGAAGAUGCAUUUUAUUCAAGAGGUGCAAUAAGGGUAAUUACUUUUGCCCCCCUUUUCCACUGACAGGUACCUGCCCAUAUCUACCGUGUUAUUGUAAAUAGUACAAUGGGAAACUGCAAAACUCGUAUUAAUUUCUUGCUGAAAGUGACAUUUUAUUUUGGAGCCAAGUGGACACUGGAGUUUUACACUGCAGCUUGCAGAGUUAGCUAAUAUUGUUUUAGUCGUCUUUUGUCUUGACAAACGAGCGACCAACAGUGGUUUACGUCACCCAUGUGUCAUGCCUGGAAUAGUACAUAUGCAAAAGCAUCAUUAGAGAGUCGGGCCAAGCCGAAUUGGUACCGUGCAGAGGAAAGUGAGCUUAAGAAUAAUGAAGAGAUACCUGGUAGUACAUCAUGGUCAAUAAUAACACUGGAAAUGUCUUUGACUUUGUUGCCAAAUGUCACAAGCAGCCCCUUUACUGUUUAUUGGUUCAAUUGUUGUCAAUGUUGUUCAAGUGAUGUCAAAAUUAGGACAACCGAUGUCAGAACCAUUGUCCUCGCAUAAAGACUGACUGAAUGACUUUAUUACCGAUUGGCUGCUAAAGGGAAAUGCUUUUUGGAUGUAAUUUUCUAUGAAUAAGGUGGCUGCUUUCUGCUGUAUCGGUUGUGCUCAUUCUCCUUGGUGGUGAUGCUUUGCUUUCUCACUAAGUUGCGUUUUGAAGGAAAGGAAGAUUGCAAGUCGUGCAUUGAUUAAAAAAGAAAAGAAGGAAAAUACCUCUUUACGUUUUCUCACUCCUUGUAUUCUUCAAGUAGAUUCGUGUGACAUGCACCAGCAUCAACAAAUAAACCAAAAAUUGUCAGUGGC